Messenger RNA from Malania oleifera, 953 nucleotides. Its product is annotated as acid phosphatase 1. The record is from RefSeq and is a predicted model, not a curated record. The transcript has 3 exons. Lineage: Eukaryota; Viridiplantae; Streptophyta; Magnoliopsida; Santalales; Ximeniaceae. Gene Ontology annotation, molecular function: acid phosphatase activity. Bases 33 to 761 code for a protein of 242 amino acids.
UGGCGAGGGGGAAAGGGAGAGAUAUAUUAUUUAUGUUCUUCGUAGUUGCCGGCAUAGCGACAGGCGGCGCUGCGAUGACGACGGCGGUGGGUGGCGGCGGAAGCAGGUUCUGCUUGAGCUGGAGGUUGGCGGUGGAGACCAACAACGUGCGUGCAUGGCGGACGGUGCCAACGCAGUGCAUUGGGUGCGUGGGGGCCUACAUGCUCGGAGGCCAAUACAGAAGCGAUCUUCAGUUCCUUGUGGAACAAAUACUCAGCUACGUCACCGGCGGCGGAGUCGUCGUCUCCGGCGACGGCAUGGAUGCUUGGACUUUCGACAUUGAUGAAACUUGCCUCUCCAAUCUCCCCUACUACACCAUCAAACGAUAUGGGGGCGACCCAUAUGAUCCAGUAGCGUUUUUUGCAUGGGCGUCCAAAGGAUUGUGCCCUGCAAUUCCUGAAGUCCUGGGAUUGUUCAACAAGUUGAUCAAAGUUGGAUUCAAGGUGUUCUUCCUCACUGGUAGAGAUGAAGCCACUCUUCGCCAGCCUACCGUUCGCAAUCUCCAACUUCAAGGCUUCAUUGGCUACAAAAGCCUAAUUAUGAGGACAGCUGCGUACAAGGGACAAAGUGCGGUGACGUUUAAGUCAGCAAUUCGGAAGGAGUUGGUAGCACAAGGUUACAGAAUAUGGGGGAAUGUGGGAGAUCAGUGGAGUGAUCUUCAAGGUGAUUGCCCUGGCAAUCGCACCUUCAAAGUUCCUAAUCCCAUGUACUUUGUUCCCUAAAAGCAAAUUCAUCUUUUGGAAGGGAGGAGGAGGAGGAGGAGGAGGAGUCGUGUAUGAUCAACCCAGCAACACAAAAUUGCAAGACUGAGGAAGGAAAGUUAAUUGUAAUCAGUUCAUCUCAUGGGGCAAUUGCACUUUUAGUGCUUGAAAAUUUUCAUGAAAAUAGAUAAUACUAAAUGGGGGACUUAAUUG